Messenger RNA from Cuscuta epithymum, 2124 nucleotides. NCBI's taxonomy places the organism in Eukaryota, Viridiplantae, Streptophyta, Magnoliopsida, Solanales, Convolvulaceae. The record is from the annotation of a GenBank genome assembly.
GAUUAAAACAAAAUAUUUUAGUAUGCCAAUCUUAACUCCUUUCUUUUUAUAGUAAAAAGUACAUGUUUGGUAUCAUUUCCCAUAAACAUACAUAAAUUUUUGCCACAUUACAUGUCAAUUCAGAAGAGUAAAUUACAUGGUGCGAUAUUUGAUGAGUAGACACCAAUUUCUUGGGUGGCUAUUAACUCCUCCCACUAUAUUGAAUAGCUGUAGCAGCAGCCACCAACUUAGCUUGGCAACUCAUUUAAUGGUUCAUGGCAUCAUUUCACUGCACUAAUGCUCUAUACCAUAUUCAUAUAUACUCCUCCAUUGAUCCCAUUUCUAUAAUCUGCAUUCUUCUUCUCAUCUUCUCCCAUUAUCUUUUACGUGUAUUGCUAAAGCAUAAUGAUGGGUUCACUGUCAUCAGUGACUUCACUGAUUUCUCCUUACUCUAAUCUCUUCUUAACCUGCUUGCCUUUCUUGGUUUCCGGGUUGAUCCUACUGCUUUCAAGGAAAUCCAAGUUCAAAAACGGCAAGCGGCCCAAUUUGCCUCCCGGACCUCCGGGUUGGCCGGUGGUCGGCAACCUCUUUCAGGUGGCUCGAUCUGGGAAGACAUUUCUGCAAUACGUGAGAGAUCUGAAGCCCGAAUAUGGCCCCAUUUUCACUCUCAGAAUGGGAACUCGAACCAUGGUUAUAAUCACCAGCGCCGAUUUGGCCCACGAAGCUCUCAUCCAGAAGGGCCAGAUUUUCGCCAACCGGCCCGCUGAAACACCGACCCGGUCCAUUUUCAGCAGCAACAAGUUCUCCGUCAACGCCUCCGUCUACGGCCCGGUCUGGCGCUCCCUCCGGAAGAACAUGGUGCAGAACAUGCUUAGCUCGGCCCGGUUUAAGGAGUUCCGGGACGCCAGAGUGGCCGCCAUGGAUAGGCUGAUCGACAGGAUCGGAUCCGAGGCUGAAUCUAACGGAGGGGCUGUUUGGGUGCUGGCUAAUGCCCGAUUCGCAGUUUUCUGCAUUUUACUCGCAAUGUGUUUCGGCAUAGAAAUGGACGAAAGCACGAUUGAUGAAGUUGACCGGACGAUGAAGGCCGUCCUGAUCGUUCUCGCUCCGAGGGUCGACGAUUUCCUCCCGAUCUUAAGCCCGUUUUUCUCGAAGCAGAGGAAAAGGGUUUUAGAAGUGAGAAAGCAUCAAUUGGAUACAAUCGUUCCGUUGAUCGAGAAGCGCCGCCGGGCGCUGGAAAAUCACGAUAAGACGGCGGCGACGUUUUCCUACUUGGACACCCUCUUUGAUUUCCACGCCGAUGGUAAGAAAUCCGCGCCGACGAACGCGGAGCUCGUGACCCUCGUCUCCGAGUUCCUCAACGGCGGCACCGACACGACGGCGACGGCGGUGGAGUGGGCUGUGGCGAGGCUGAUUGAGAAUCCAUCUUUACAAUCCAAGCUGUACCAGGAAAUCAAAAAUCAGGUCGGGAAUCGGAAGGUAGACGAGAAGGAUAUAGAGAAGAUGCCGUACUUAAACGCCGUCGUAAAGGAGGUUUUACGAAAACACCCUCCGACCUUCUUCGCGCUGACCCAUGCGGUGACCGAACCGACUCAACUGGGCGGGUACGAUAUACCCGUGGAUUGCAAUGUGGAGUUCUUCUUGCCCGCUAUAUCGGAGGAUCCGAAGAUAUGGUCCGACCCGGAGAAGUUUGACCCGGAUAGAUUCGUCUCCGGCGAGGAGGACGCCGAUAUUACCGGGGUAACCGGAGUGAAGAUGAUGCCUUUCGGCGUUGGGCGGAGAAUUUGCCCCGGGUUGGGUAUGGCGACGGUGCACGUGAAUUUGAUGCUGGCCCGGAUGGUUCAAGAAUUCGAAUGGUCCGUUUACCCGGAAAACACUAAGGUGGAUCUAAGUGAUAAGUUUGAGUUCACGGUCGUUUUGAAGAAUCCUCUUAGAGCCCAAGUCAAACCUAGAGAGUGCAAGCCAUGCUGAUUAGAGUAAUAAUAUUUUUUUUUUUUUAAAUUUAUCAUAUCCAUAAAUUCAAUAUAAAUAAAAACUAAUUUCAUCGUUUAUAUACUAUCGUAUUUCAUUUCUGAAAACAAUGUAAAAUUACACUUAUAGAUUUAUUUAUCCAUUAAAGCUAUACGGAGUAGAAUCAUUUCAAAGUUA